GGGGCUGGGGUUGGGCUGGGCCAGGCUCCCCUUUGAUAUAAAUACGCUGGCUGCCUGGAGGUUCGGGUUUGUUGGUUGGGCCUUGAGAUCUGGAGCCACCACUGCUGUCUUCUUCAGGAGAGUCUCCUCCAGCUACCCUUCAUCCUGGUUCCCCUGGACGUCCAAGAUGCCUCGCGUGGACUCAGACCUGAAGCUGGACUUCAAAGACGUCCUCUUCAGACCCAAGAGGAGCAGCCUGAAGAGUCGCUCAGAGGUGGAUCUACAGAGGAACUUCACAUUCCGAAACUCCAAGCAGAGCUACACUGGCAUCCCCAUCAUCGCUGCCAACAUGGACACCACAGGGACCUUUGAGAUGGCACAAGCCCUCUGCAGACACACACUUUUCACAGCCAUUCAUAAGCACUACUCCGUAGAAGACUGGAAGAACUUUGCUGCUCACCACCCUGAGUGCAUCGAGCAUUUAGCGGCCAGUUCGGGCAGCGGGAAGGCAGACCUGGAAAAACUCUGCGCCAUUCUGGAGGCCGUGCCUGCCAUCAAGUACAUCUGUCUGGACGUGGCCAACGGCUACUCCGAGUACUUUGUGGAGUUUGUCAAAACGGUGCGAGAGAAGUUCCCAAAACACACCAUCAUGGCAGGUAACGUGGUGACAGGAGAGAUGGUGGAGGAGCUCAUCCUCUCUGGAGCGGACAUCAUUAAAGUGGGGAUUGGACCCGGCUCUGUGUGCACGACAAGGAUUAAGACUGGGGUGGGCUACCCUCAACUCAGCGCCGUCAUCGAGUGUGCAGACUCCGCCCACGGACUCAAAGGACACAUCAUCUCAGACGGUGGCUGCAGCUGCCCAGGAGACGUUGCUAAGGCCUUUGGUGCUGGGGCGGACUUUGUGAUGAUGGGAGGGAUGUUGGCGGGUCACGAUCAGUGCACGGGAGAGGUCAUUGAAAGGGACGGCAAGAAGUACAAGCUCUUCUACGGCAUGAGCUCCGACACGGCCAUGAAGAAAUACGUGGGAGGAGUUGCCGAGUACAGGGCGUCCGAGGGGAGGACAGUGGAGGUUCCUUAUAGAGGAGACGUGGAGAACACCAUCCGGGACGUCCUGGGGGGCCUCCGCUCCACCUGCACCUACGUGGGCGCUGCCAAGCUGAAAGAGCUGAGCAGGAGGACCACCUUCAUCCGGGUCACCCAGCAGUCCAGCCACAUGUUCGCCUAGCGGUUCAUGUCUAACUGAGCAUCUUCUCAGGAUCAUCAGCUGCCGGUCGCCAUGAAAACAUCAACACCACCAGUUUAAAUGCAAGACACUUCAGUUUCCCCUCAAACUUCGCCUCUUCAUGCAUGACAUGAGACCACAUGGAGCCAAAGGUCAAGUGAAUUGUUGUGAACAUGAAUAUGCAAAUACAUGGAAGCUAACUUACCGAGCGUGAAAUAAACUGCU
Molecule: messenger RNA, 1426 nt
Organism: Synchiropus splendidus (mandarinfish)
Lineage: Eukaryota; Metazoa; Chordata; Actinopteri; Syngnathiformes; Callionymidae
Gene: gmpr
Product: guanosine monophosphate reductase
Exons: 9
Coding region: 167-1204 (345 amino acids)
Biological process (GO): nucleotide metabolic process
Cellular component (GO): GMP reductase complex
Molecular function (GO): GMP reductase activity
Source: RefSeq, a predicted model, not a curated record